AUGGCUUUUAACGGAGGAACGAAUCCGUAUUCAUCUGCUGAUGUGGAUCCAUACGAUUAUGAUUAUCAACCACAAGGAAACGUGGGAACCUAUACCAAUGCCUAUGCUCCACCAGUUUUGAGCCAACCUGCUGAUAUCACUGUUGACCAAGGUAUGGACAAUGAAGCUCUCAGACUUAAAGCAAUGGAACUUGCUCGUAGAGAGGCUGAAUUGGAAAAGAGAGAACGAGAAGUUCAAAAUUUAGAGCAUAUGCCUGUCAAGAAGAAUUGGCCACGUUGUUAUCCAAUUGUAUAUCACAGCAUUGGUGAGAUACCAUCCGAUUUUCUUCGAAGAAAAAUUGCAUAUAUGGGAUAUAUUUCAUGGAUGGUUCUUUGUGCUGUCAUGUUGUUGAACGCCUUUACUGCAUACAUUACUGCUUUCUAUCCAGCUGCUGGACUUUCGAAAGAAGUCUCAACCAUGACCAUUGUUCAAUACUUGGUCAUCUCUACUGCCAUGUUCUUUAUUGUGAUUCCUGCACACUUUUUCCUUUCUUAUUGGCCAUUAUAUAAGGCUAUGGAAAUUGGAGCUAUUCCAAGAUUUAUUUUAUUCUUUAUUGGUUAUGCAGUUGCAAUUUUGUUUUGUGCUAUUGGUUGUGCUGGAUAUUUGACAUACGGUUUCAGCGGUAUUGUCACUGCCAUUUAUUAUUUCCCAACUGGUACAACAGGAAGUAUUCCAGCAUUUGUAUGCAACUUGGUGAUGGCUGUAAUUUGGUUUGCAAUGAUGAUUGACUUUAUUGUCAUUUUCAUUUUGGGAAUUAAGGUCUUCAGAGCUCUCAAGGGUUCUUUGAAUAAGAUUAAGGAAUAUGGUACUGGCUUGGUACAACAAGGUGCUGCCACUGCCAUUAGCGGUGCUGUUAAGGUUGGACUCUCUGGAUCGAAUAACCAACAAGUUUAA
Molecule: messenger RNA, 933 nt
Organism: Naegleria lovaniensis
Lineage: Eukaryota; Heterolobosea; Eutetramitea; Acrasida; Naegleriidae
Exons: 2
Coding region: 1-933 (310 amino acids)
Biological process (GO): protein transport
Cellular component (GO): trans-Golgi network membrane; recycling endosome membrane
Source: RefSeq, a predicted model, not a curated record